AUGCUCUUCAAAAAGACCAUCCAAGAGCAGGCUCCACAGCAGCUCUGGAAGGAAAACAAGUUUGUGACAAAGGGAUUAACGAUGCCUCUGGUGCAAAAUCCAGCAAGCCAAGGUCAGCCCAAGCAGCUAGUUAAGGCAACAAUGCAGGAGUACUACAGGAACACCGGUGACCUCGCUGCAUACUGGCCUGACAUGUACUGGCUGGCCAGGUCCAAAGUAACAAUUGCAAAAAAAAAGCACAACUCAUUUUUUGCCAAUGAGAAUGAAUACAUCACCAGGAGAACAAGUCUCUACAACAGCACAGCCUCCUCCUACCCAAGCUGUAGCUGUGCCUGUGCCAUUCUGGAAUCCAUCUGGGUGAUGGUCUGGCUGCCCCUCCUUGCCCUUACCCUCCCCAUCCCUCCACUUUCAGAGAGGGAGGUGGUCGCUGACAUGGCUCACAGGCUGCCCGUGUACACUGUGAUAGGGAGGGGGCCUUCCCAGGGCUACUACAGCCCCUGUCCUGGGCACCGCUACUGCCUGCAAGGGCUCGACUACUCCAUUGAUGGAGUCCCUGCCAACAGAAGGCAUCUCCACACACUAGGAGAGAGGGCUGUAAGGAGUAUGCCCUGCUGCAGUUACAGCCCCAGAGCCAUGUUCUGGACAUCUACACAUCACCUCCAGCCAUCCCCAGAAACUAAUCCUAGGUGGGACACAAGCCACUUCAAAAUGACCGGGGGAGUCCAGUGA
Molecule: messenger RNA, 729 nt
Organism: Falco peregrinus (peregrine falcon)
Lineage: Eukaryota; Metazoa; Chordata; Aves; Falconiformes; Falconidae
Gene: SPMIP6
Product: sperm microtubule inner protein 6
Exons: 7
Coding region: 1-729 (242 amino acids)
Cellular component (GO): perinuclear region of cytoplasm; manchette
Molecular function (GO): alpha-tubulin binding
Source: RefSeq, a predicted model, not a curated record